CAUUUUAGAAGUAGGACAGAAAAGCGGCCAUCAUGUCGGAAGAUAUGACCGGCAAGUCCUCACUCAAGGAUAUGCCGAACGCGGCUAUUACGGACAUGCAGAACCCGUUGCCCAUUUGCCGGAAGCCCCGCCCGGAUGUGAACUCGCUGACGGUGCGCCAGUACUUGGAUCAGACGGUGGCGCCCAUUCUGCUACACGGAUUGCAGGCCCUGGCCCGUGAUCGACCCACAGAUCCCGUUAGCUACCUGGCAACGUAUUUGCUGAAGAACAAGAAUCGUUGCGACGAGCUCAAUACGGAUGCCAUGUGAAUUCGUUUCGUUUAUUGACUUGCCCACACUUUGCGUUUAAUUUCUUUGAUUUCUUUGCUGACAACCGCUGCUAUUCGCUGAUUUUUUACCGAGAAUGUUACUCUACACACACGUAUUCCAGCACAGGACUCACCGUGAAC
This is a messenger RNA of Drosophila navojoa, 448 nucleotides long. RefSeq names its product Dpy-30-like 2 (gene Dpy-30L2). The record is from RefSeq and is a predicted model, not a curated record. Gene Ontology annotation, cellular component: Set1C/COMPASS complex. NCBI's taxonomy places the organism in Eukaryota, Metazoa, Arthropoda, Insecta, Diptera, Drosophilidae.